Messenger RNA from Babjeviella inositovora NRRL Y-12698, 852 nucleotides. RefSeq lists its product as uncharacterized. Lineage: Eukaryota; Fungi; Ascomycota; Pichiomycetes; Serinales. The record is from RefSeq and is a predicted model, not a curated record. Bases 1 to 852 code for a protein of 283 amino acids. The transcript has a single exon.
AUGGGCUAUGAAUGCACGAUUGAAGAUGACAAGCAGUUGCUUGCAUCGAUUAUUGAGCACACUCCUUACAUCUACCCUAGCAAUUCCAGCACCUACAGGGAAAAGAUGCUGCUUCUUAUUCACAGUCUUAAUAAGCGUAACCCUCAAGCUGGGUGGUUUUCUGAGAGAUUGAGGAAAAGAGUUGACCACAUUAUUGGUCCCCGCGGCAAGAAGUACAUAGAGAGUGGUGCUCUGGAUCCCCAAAAAGCAGUCAGAGGUAAAGUAUGGGCAAGACUUCUGGAGGAAAUCAAAACCCAAAGGAGCAUGGUUGAUCAUAAGACAAUCACGAAGGAAAAAAUACUGGCUAAAGCUAUCCUGGAAGAACUGAAUGUUAUCCAGGAGCCGAUCCAGGUGCUUCGCAGUCCCCCGGAAACCAAUGGAGAACCUAAACAGUUUGAUUAUUUGGGAAUUCACAGCUAUUCUACUGCCCUAGGGUGCGAGUCGAAACAAAUUGGUACACCACGUUUAGAGCUUGGAAGAGAGGUUACCCCAAGCAUUGGUCUUCCGAACAAGGAGAGUUCGACGAUAAAGUUUGACUUAGGUCACAGCUCCCGGUUUGCCUUCAAAGAGAACCCCUUUCAGUUCUCUGGUGAGUAUGAGAUCAAGGAGGAGGCAGAUCAUCAUUUUCUCGUGUUGAUAGACCAGUUGAUGGAGAUGAACCAGAGACAAGCAUACCAGCACUCGGAGGUUUCUCGUGCACUCAUGAAACAAAAUGAGCUUUUGCAAGAACAGAACUUGAAAUGUUUUGACCAACUCGCAGCUAUUUUUCGGGAGGCAUCUCAGAGUAAAAUCAAAAGGAGAAGGAUGGAGUGA